This is a messenger RNA of Brassica napus (rape), 3493 nucleotides long. RefSeq lists its product as uncharacterized. Lineage: Eukaryota; Viridiplantae; Streptophyta; Magnoliopsida; Brassicales; Brassicaceae. The record is from RefSeq and is a predicted model, not a curated record. The transcript has a single exon. The annotation marks the transcript as partial.
UGUACAAUUUGGAAUGUGAUCAAUAAUAGAUAUGGCGGCGGUUCGUGGACCGGCCGUAGACAACAUGUCUACCGUAGCCCUUCGAGAGGCCUAACAGCACGAGACAAUACAAGAACAAGACAAACACUGUUUGGCUCACAGCCUGGAGAGAGAUUUGAUGGAGUUAGUAAUCGUAUUCUUGAUGAUAAGAAUAGUACUAUUUGGUUUCGAAUCAAUUCUCAUGAAGCGGCUCAUGCGAACAAUGGAGUAGGUGAAGCAGUUCCAAGAAUGCAUAGAAGUUUUCUUGAAGGUAAGAAAACGUUUAACAAAUCAUGGGGACCGAGCCUCGCCUCAAAUCCUAAUUCUUGGACGGCAUCAAAACCACAAUCUCACAUCGCCACUACAUUAAGCUCUAAUCAAAGGGACAACCCACUAGUGGCAGAAGAAAUGGAGAAUGUGUUGAAGAAGAAAAGAUUGUUACUGUCUGAUGAUUGCAAUAACUCGGACAAAGAUUUGGAUCUAAGCUUGUCCCUUAAGGUACCUCGGACACACAACAACCUUGGAGACUGCUUGUUAGAAGAAGAAAAAGAACAUGCAGAUAGCAAGGGUUUGUCUCUUUCAUUAUAUUCGUCGAGUUUUGCAAAACUCGGUCAAGCCAUUAGAAAAGAAGAUCAAAAUUAUCAUAAAAAGAGAAAGUGUUCCGUCUUGGCAAGUCCCCUUGAUCUUACUUUGUGAAUAUAUAUAUAACAACAUCAACAUAUAUAUACGUAUAUUCUAAGUGAGAUCUUGAGGUACUUAUUGAUGGAAGAUUGUUAUCUGCUGUUUAUUUUUCGUUGCAUAAUUGUGACAAGACCCGUAACUAAGGUAAUAAUAGCUACAUUUCAGCACCGUCUUCCACAUAACUCUGUCAGAUAUUAAAUUCUUAUUUAUAUAUAAUUGUUGAUGAUCGAGUUGUGAAAAUAGAUUUGUUUUUAUCGAAUAGUAGCCAAGAAAUAGAUCAGUGAGUCUAUAUGGUUUUGAUAGUUACAAGACAUUGCACGUUGCCUUGGUUGUGUCUUGUUGUGAGACGUUGCAAAUGUAUGUGUAGUUCCGGUUUUCACUCACACUCACACUCACAAAAAAGUAUCCUAAGCUAUAUUUUGUUCCCUAAGAUGGAGUUCUUGUAAGAAAUUGUAUGCCUUAACGUUAAAUAAGUGAAGCAUAUAUAUAUGCAAUCGUAUAUGCUUUGUUAUAAACUAUUAACACACUAUUGUAUGGCAUAUAUGUAUCAAAAUAAUCAUGAACAAAGUAAUUAACGAAGGUAAUCUAAAUCUAUGAACAAAAAACUUUACAGUCAAUAUCAUGCUUCUCAGUCGUCAUCUCUAUUCACUAUAGAGUAUGCGCCAUAUUUGUCAAUGGUACAAUAUAAUAAUUACUUUACAGAUUAACUAGUCCAUUUAACUAUAAAACUUGUCAGUUGUUCUGUCCAUUUCUAAUUUCGUGCCACUCUUUUAAGAGGUGUAUUCGAUAUAAAAUCUGAGUUGAUUUGAUUUUUAACGGAGUUUUAGAUGAUUUAAAUUAGUGCAGAAAUAUAGGUGAUUUAUGUUAAAUCAUUCUAAAUAUAACCUAAAACUAUGAGAUUUGAGUUUUAAUUUUUUUUAACUAAGAAAUUCCACCCAAACAUCCUAAAAUCAUUUUAAAACUUUAAAACUCCACAAUUUAAAAUAUUUUCAAUAACGUGAAUUUUAGAGUACUCUACGAAAUGAAAUGUUAAGUUCAAUAAUAGUGGAUUUUAAAUGAAUUUUUAAAAUUCAUGUUUGAAUAACAGUGAAUUUGUUAUUUUAAUACAAAUCACCUAAAAUUCUCGGUUCAAUACACCCGCUUUAGUAUUUUUCUAACGAUACCACUCUUUUAAUAUUACAACGAAAGUUCUUUAGAUAUUUGGUUUCUUCUCUCGUAAGACUUUAUUUAAGAGAAAUUUGGAGAGAAGGACAAGAAGACAGAUGUACUUGCCAUAGAGAUGUGUCUUGAUCUCCUCGAUAUACAACAAACUAUUUGGUGUUUGCGCAUAUAAUCGUUUUUUAAUCAUCUCGGGCCUUGAAAACAUUCUGGCUAUAUCAUAUUAUCUGAGGAUGUGCACAUAUUAUUCAGGGAAUCAAAAGUAUGUAAGGUUUUGUACUUUUAUGUCUACUUACAUGUGUCUUUGUUGUAUCAUAUUCUUCCCAAUCCCUAAUAAUUUGGAAAAUAUAGUUUUAAGUCAAAUGAAAGGUAGUGUUAAUAUAUUUGAUAGAACUUUUAAGCAAAUUUGAUUCUCUGGUUAAGACAUAAGAGUAAGGCAAAGCAUACCAAAGAAGAAGGUGAUUUGGAAAAUGGAUUUAUGAUAAAUGGCUUUUUAUAGUAAUAUUAUAGGCCCAUUUAAGUAAUAUGGCACAUUAAGUAAAACCCGUUUAUGUUUCUAAGGCGACGUUCUUUCUCAUGAAUUUGAUCAAAAUCUUGGAAAGAGCUAUUUACUUAUCAGUUGUUAGGAUAUUAAGAUGUGUUAGUGUAUAACAAUAAUAAGACGAUAAUGAUAUGUACCUAAAUUGAUACUGAACACAUGGUAUCUUACUUUAUAGUUAUAAUUUAGUAACAUCCACCACCUAUAUGAAGAAAACUAACCGACUAAUAUAUAUCAAUAUUUUAUACUGAAGACUAAUAAAUUUAAGUUUUGAUUAACACUAACAAAAAUAUAAGAUAUGAGUUUUGGAAUAAGAUUCACUUUUAAAGAAUAUCUCUUCUUCUUUUUGUGUGAAAAGGCUUGGAUUCAAUUGUUUGCGAGGAUUCCUUUUUAGUAUGGUUGAAAAGAUAAUUAAAGAAGUCGAGAAAGAGAAUGAAGAUAACGAAAAGAGGGGUUGUGAUAAAAAGAAGAAAACAAUGCUUAUCACAUCAAGAAAAGAAAACAUAAAAUGUUGGGGUGAAGAUGCAAACUAAUUAAGCUCAUCCUAGAUUGUAAUUUACUCCGUCCGUUCCUUAAUGAUAGACUUUUUAGAAAAAAAAAAUUGUUUCACAAAGAUGUAUUUUUUGUGUUUUCUAUAAAAAAAAUUGUAAACUUCAAAAAAAUUAAUUGACUUUAUUGAAUUAUUAUUGGUUAAAAGUUUUUGAAAAUUAAAAAUUACAGAAAAUGAUAUAUUUAUUAUGAUAGUUUAAUGUGUUUUCUUAAUACGUGUGAAAAUGGUAAAAAAUCUAUCUUUGUGGAACAGAGGGAGUAUAUGUUUAAUUCUAUCGUCGGAGAUAUCCUCAACAAAUUCCCAAUUAAUAUAUGUUUUCACCAUCUAAUCUGUCUUUAAUCUACCACCCAAAUAUUUAUAAAAGAAAACAAUUUUGCAUUAAUUUCGACAUACUAUAUGUUCACUAUAACUUUAACUAGCUUUCCGCGGGAUGAAUGUUAUAUAUACAAAUAUUUUUUAUCUAUUAUUAUUUAUUUGUAUUCAUUUACGUAUUAUGUAUAUAAUUAAAUUAGACUAAACACAUAAAUCAAAACAAUACAUCUUGUUUA